Botrytis cinerea B05.10 is the source of this 2054-nucleotide messenger RNA. RefSeq lists its product as hypothetical. The coding region runs from base 745 to 1878 and encodes 377 amino acids. NCBI's taxonomy places the organism in Eukaryota, Fungi, Ascomycota, Leotiomycetes, Helotiales, Sclerotiniaceae. The record is from RefSeq and is a predicted model, not a curated record. The transcript has 2 exons.
GACAAACCAAUCAAGAUGGAGUAUUUUACUGGUGAAGUAUAAAUAUAUAUACGAAAACCGGUCUUUUGGAAGGGCGAGAUUCCGGUUUCUGGGUAGUAUUCACUGUUGGUUGGAAAUGACAAUGUGACCAACAACUACAUGGUGAGGAUUGGGGCUAAACUGGACUUGGAGACGGUAUUUGGGUAGGGGAACUCGAGCGGAGGUGAACAUGGAAGUAGCAAUGAGAUUUAUAACUGCAGAUUCAUGUGUCUUUGGUCUUGAGUUCUGUUCUGUUCUGUUCUGUUCUGUGGUUGGAUGAUUAAUAAGGUACGAAACAUGGCUACAGCCAAUAUCGAAUGUUGUGUAUCGAGGUGCAAGGCAACCAAAGAUGAUUACUAGACGAAUCCAAUAUCCUGUCUAGGAGCUGGUGUAUCUUAUAAGAUGUGGGAGUUCCGCUUCAUGACAUUCGUUCUAUCUUGUACUACAUUGGAUUAAGCAGUCUGCUUCAUCUCUGCUCUUUUAUCAUCAUCUUGUUUGUCGAUGAAGUGAAGUGAAGUUUAAUAUAAGAGCUUGGAUUCCCAGAACAUAUUUCACUUUCGCUUCAUUGCUGCGAAAUGGUAUGUGAUAAUUGUGUUGUCAUAACGAAAGGAUCUUAUAGAACUGUUUCUCUUCUUCUUCGUUUUGAGAAAAGGGGCCUGAAGGAAUAGAUCUUUGGUGCAAGCCACGUCAAGAUUUCUCUUCUUUUGUUUUCAAUUGAGAAGCCAGAUGGCCUCGAAUACUGCAAAUAUGUCCCCACCCUACCCUCCAAAAUCCGCCAUCAUAGGCCUCAUACCCACUCACCCAAUCGAUACACCCGUCACCACAAUCUUCAUGCUGCUCUUCCUCCUCUCCUCCAUCAUCCACAUGUCUCUCCUCCAAAUAAACUUCCGUCGCGGCCAGAAAUUCCUCAUGUCCGGCAUGGCAUUCGGCUUUUCCUUUUCCCGCGUCAUAACCUGCGCUCUUCGCAUCAUCUGGGCAUCCUACCCUUCCAACAUCCGUCUCGCGCUCGCAGCUCAAGUCUUCGUCGCUGCAGGCACGAUAUUAUUAUACCUCAUCAACAUCAUUUUCAUGAGUCGUUUAUUGAGGGCACAUCAUCCGUGGGCAUGGAAGCAUUCGGUCCGGACUUGUUUUCGCGUAGGGUAUCUGAGUUUAUUCGCAGGAUUGAUCGCAAAUAUAUCGGUUCUUGUAGAAAAUUUCUUUACUCUAGAUCCACACGUGUUGUGGAGCGAUCGGAUUGUAAUAUUGGUUGUCAGUACGUAUUUUGCCAUCUUCGCAUUCGCUCCCAUUCCGCUCCUGCUCUUGCGACUUCUUCUCCCUCAACACCAGGUGGAGAAAUUCGGGACCGGGAAAUUAAGAACGAAAGUUCAAUUGGUACUUGGAACAUCCGUAUUACUUACUCUCGGAGCGGCUUUCAGAGCAGGAACGGCAUAUGUACCGAGAAGCGUUGAUGAUCCGGCGUGGUAUCAUAGUAAAGCAUGCUUUUAUGUCUUUGAUUUUGGGAUUGAAAUUGUGGUGCUCUUUUUAUUUGCGGUUAUGAGGGUGGAUAGGAGGUUUAUCGUUCCGAACCGCACAAAGAUGCAGGGAGAUUUCAGGAAAGGGGGGCUGGGAGGGAUUCCCGUGAAAGGCAAAGAAGGAGCGAAAGAAGUUAGGUGGGAAUGGAUGAGGGGUUUCAAGGGGGAAUGGAGGGAGUGGAGUGUUGAAGGGGAUGAUGAGGUGUUUUCGGAGAGAAAUAUCAAGGUUGGGGAUGGAGAGGCUGAUGCAGAGACAGCGGUGGGUAGUAUCGCUAGUGGAGAGGUUACACCAGAGGCAGUGGGAAGUCGAGUGGAUGUUGAUAUCGAUGUUGAGAAAGUUAGGCAAUGAAACUGGUGAGGCAGAAUCAGGCGUUACUAGAUGAAGAUCUCAAGAUUGUGUAGUAUAUAAGGCAGCUGAAUACAAGAGGUAUAUAUCAGGGGAGAGGAAAUACUCGAGUACAAAUCGAAAGAUCUACAUAGCUUAGCUAGCAAAUCCCGCAACUCAAAUCUUCUACUUUAACUCCA